Molecule: messenger RNA, 369 nt
Organism: Ectocarpus siliculosus
Lineage: Eukaryota; Phaeophyceae; Ectocarpales; Ectocarpaceae
Source: the annotation of a GenBank genome assembly
AUGGAGGAGGGGGUCGACCCCGCCAACGGCUUGACAGAGCUAGGGCUGGAGCAGGCGCGCACGGCCGGCAAGGAGCUGAAGGAGGUACUGCUUGGGGCGGGCUGCUCGCCGGCGAACACGAUGGUGGUGACGUCGCCGUUCUCGAGAGCAAAGGAGACAGCAGAGGCAAUCCGAGAGUGUCUGGACUGCGACCUCCGGGAAGAAAGAGAUCUCCGAGAGCGCUACUUCGGAGAACUUGACGGCCGCGAGGAUCACGCCAGCUACGCCAAGGUCUGGGCCCUCGACGCCGUCAGCGCCCGCCACGGGGAGCUCGGGGUGGAGCCAGCUACCCAGGCAAGAAGAAUAGCACAUCACUCCAAUCAAAAGUAG